AUGGCCGAUAUGGUCAAUGGCCUUGAAAGCCUGGAGCCGGCUGGCUACCGGCCAAUAUGGAGCAAUGACACUGGGUAUCCUGGUGAUGUUCCCGAGGACCUUGCUGAUUGGCUUUAUCCUGGGAUUGAGAAAACCACUUGGCUGGUUGGGGACCUCUCAUCCAUGUUCUGGUUAGCCGGGAAACCAGAACUCCAAGUCUUGAUCGACGACCCUGGAUAUACCCUAACCGAUGAGAUUUGUUACAUUCCUCACGGAGGAUCUCUUGCAUGGCUUUUCGAAAGCCUAUAUCAUUUGGGGAAAAUCCCUAGCUUUGUAUAUGCGGAGAUAUACAACAACACCCCUGAUUAUGUGACGCCUUUUUCAGGACGGCAGAUCAUCCCAAACUCGGUUACAAGUCCUAUGACUGUGUACAAUGUUAUCCCGCCAAGUAUCGCUUCGGAGAUUGAGAACCAGUUUGCCUCAUCACUUGGAAGAGGUCUUCUUUUCCAGGGUCUUUCCCGAGUCAUGCUGCAAAGCCUGAUGGCGUUUUUCACACCAGCACUGACGCGUUCAAACAUGAACAAUGAAUUUGGUCCGGGGUUUUAUACAACCCCUAGCCUCGAAUAUGCCCUUGGCUAUGCGGGCCCUCAGGGUGUUAUUUUGGUGUUCAAGGAUGUUGAUUUCAGAAGGCUGAAUUGCCUCGAACCAACAGGUGCGGAUUGGGUGACAAUCACAACUUUUUGGUCCGGUCGCACGACAUCAAAUGUACAUGAACGGGUCCCGCAGAUGUGGGCAACAUCAGAUGUGGUGACAGGACCUGUCUCCACGGCACUUCAAAAUACCAGAGUUCCUGGGGAAGUGACACAAGUGGUGGGAACAAGCCCACCAGCCCUGGCAGCCUUUAUGCGGUCUCUGGCUAUGAUUAUUUGGCUUGAGUAA
This is a messenger RNA of Penicillium verhagenii, 918 nucleotides long. RefSeq lists its product as uncharacterized. NCBI's taxonomy places the organism in Eukaryota, Fungi, Ascomycota, Eurotiomycetes, Eurotiales, Aspergillaceae. The record is from RefSeq and is a predicted model, not a curated record. The coding region runs from base 1 to 918 and encodes 305 amino acids. The transcript is spliced from 2 exons.